Arabis nemorensis is the source of this 402-nucleotide messenger RNA. Lineage: Eukaryota; Viridiplantae; Streptophyta; Magnoliopsida; Brassicales; Brassicaceae. The record is from the annotation of a GenBank genome assembly.
AUGAACCGUCGCCGCCGUAGACGAAAGGAGAAGAAGAACAACAAAGCAUCUCAGACCGGCGUAGAAGAGAAGGAAGACUUUUCUGGUGCUUCCGAUUCUAAGGAGGACGCGGAUCCGCAUCAACAGGUAUUUGAGGAGAUUGUGAUUGAGUAUGUUCCAGAGCAAGUCAAAUUUGAAGAUGGAUUUAACGAUGAAUUUAAUCAAAUCUUUGAGAAGUUCAACUUUCGGGAACCUGUUGCCUCUAAUGACGAUGGUAAGAAGGAUGAGCCUGAGGAGAAAGAAGAUGUAAAGAAGAAGGUUGAUUUAGAUUCAGAUGAAGAAAAGAAGGAUAACCAGAACAAAGAGAAUGUCAUCUCUAACAAGAAGAAAAAUAUCUAUCUCGAAGCUAAUUAUUACCUCUAA